UUUGGUGUGUGUUUUUACUCUGUUCUCGGGUAUCUUGGUAGCGGCUGGGGCCGAGGAUCGGAGGUCUGCGUUGGCCCAGAGAGCGAUCUAAACAGCUGAACUGGGAUGGGUUCGGGCCUCUGGACCAAGCGGUCGAAACAAGAGGAAGUGCCAGAAAGGGAAUGUAACCUACCCCAAAGUCACAGCUGGACAAGAACCUAAGCCUGUAACUGAAGAGGCCAGAGAUCUUGGGAAAGAGACUCUAAGAUCUUUGCAAAUUAUCUUCUGGAAAAAAAAUGCCUAAAGUCAAAAGAAGCCGGAAAGCUCCCCCAGAUGGCUGGGAGUUGAUUGAGCCAACACUGGAUGAAUUAGAUCAAAAGAUGAGAGAAGCUGAAACAGAACCUCACGAGGGAAAGAGGAAAGUGGAAUCUCUGUGGCCCAUCUUCAGGAUCCACCACCAGAAAACCCGCUAUAUUUUUGACCUCUUCUAUAAGCGGAAAGCCAUAAGCAGAGAACUAUAUGAGUACUGUAUUAAAGAAGGCUACGCAGAUAAAAACCUGAUCGCAAAAUGGAAAAAGCAGGGAUAUGAGAACCUCUGCUGCCUGCGAUGCAUCCAGACACGGGACACCAAUUUUGGGACGAACUGCAUUUGCCGGGUCCCCAAAAGCAAGCUGGAAGUGGGCCGGAUCAUUGAGUGCACACACUGCGGCUGCCGGGGCUGCUCUGGCUGAAGCCCUCGGACCCCGACCCUUCUCUGCACUGGACCGCGGACUGCAGGUUUCUGCCUGUCACGCCACCCGUUGCCUGGGAGCAGCUCCUCCUGCAGAGCGCUACCCAGGCCCGAGGAGGAGCACAGUCUCUGUGUGACAGCUUUGCUGUGCAUCUGCGGUGAUUUAUAGAAAUAAAAACUUUUAAACCUUU
Molecule: messenger RNA, 900 nt
Organism: Phacochoerus africanus (Common warthog)
Lineage: Eukaryota; Metazoa; Chordata; Mammalia; Artiodactyla; Suidae
Gene: BUD31
Product: BUD31 homolog
Exons: 6
Coding region: 276-710 (144 amino acids)
Biological process (GO): mRNA splicing, via spliceosome
Cellular component (GO): spliceosomal complex; nucleus
Source: RefSeq, a predicted model, not a curated record